Messenger RNA from Pichia membranifaciens NRRL Y-2026, 438 nucleotides. RefSeq lists its product as hypothetical. Lineage: Eukaryota; Fungi; Ascomycota; Pichiomycetes; Pichiales; Pichiaceae. The record is from RefSeq and is a predicted model, not a curated record. The transcript has a single exon. The coding region runs from base 1 to 438 and encodes 145 amino acids.
AUGUCUACCGCUUGGGAACAGCACAAGUUUUCCUUCUCCCCCCGUGCCCGCGGCUGCUACCUCGUCACCGACGAGGUUGUCCGCAACAUGCCCUCCCUCAAGGAGUACACCGUCGGCACCGUCAACCUCUUCCUGCAGCACACGUCCGCCGCCAUCUCGCUCAACGAGAACUGCGAUCCGGACGUGCGCACAGACAUGACCACCGCUCUCAACAACAUCGUCCCCGACGACGAGGGAGAGGUCUUUGUCCACACCGACGAGGGCCCGGACGACAUGUCCGGCCACGCCAAGUCCUCCGUCGUCGGCGUCUCGCUCACCAUUCCCAUCUCCAACGGCCGCCUUGCCCUCGGCACGUGGCAGGGCAUCUACCUGAUGGAAUUCCGCAACUACAGACACACCAGACACUGCUUGGCCACCAUCCAGGGCCUCAAGAAGUAA